This is a messenger RNA of Rotaria sordida, 414 nucleotides long. The record is from the annotation of a GenBank genome assembly. NCBI's taxonomy places the organism in Eukaryota, Metazoa, Rotifera, Eurotatoria, Philodinida, Philodinidae.
AUGAUCAAUAAUGGUGAAACAAAUGUCGAUGGUCGUCGCCGUCGUCGCCAUCAACUUGACAGUAAAAAACGUGAAAUGUACGUCGUCAUUUUGCGUGAUUUUUUCACCAUGUAUCUAUUUUCAAUAAUUGUCUAACUCUGUUUCAGACCUAGGUGUGAUCAGUUGGGAUCUGACCGCUCAAUUGUAGAAAUAACAAUGAAUAUAAUCUAUCCGGCAAGAUGUGGCACAUCUAUGUCUUGCAAAAAAGAAUUUGCUGAUGUUAUUCACGCUCGUAUUGCUGUAUAUAUUUCAAGUGUUUUACUAGAAUUCAAAUUUGUUGACGGAAGCUCCAGUCAACUUGCGUUGAUCAAAUGUAAGAAAGCCACUGAUUUAUUAUCAAAUUCUUUAUUACGGCCACGACGCAAUCCUCAACCU